UCAGUUUUAUUAUUAUUAUUUUUAUAAAAGCACGAUGAUGAGAAUAAUAAUAGCUGCUACUUUAACCCUUCUCCUUUGUUUGCUCACUAUUCAUCCUCCUAACUUCUGCACUGCCCACUUUGACUCUGAGGUUCGUUGCAUUGAAAGCGAGCGACAUGCCCUUCUCAACUUCAAGCAACACCUUACAGAUCCUUCUAACCGCCUUGCCUCUUGGGCUGCUUCUGCAUCUGACGUGGAUUGCUGUCACUGGGUCGGUGUUGUCUGCGACAACCGCACCGGUCAUGUCCUCCAACUCCAUCUCAGAACCUUUUAUCCUCCGUAUGACGAGCUUACUACUGAUGAACAACAGGAAGCUCAAUAUGAAGCUUAUAAGAGGUCAGUGUUCGGCGGUAAGAUAAAUCCUUCUCUGCUUGAUUUGAAGCAUUUGAUUUACUUGGACCUCAGUUACAAUGAUUUUGGUGGUAUUCAAAUUCCCAAAUUCCUCGGUUCAAUGGGGAGCUUAAGAUAUCUUAAUCUCUCCAAUGUGGGAUUUGUGGGAUUGAUUCCUCAUGAACUUGGGAAUCUCUCUAAUUUGCACUAUCUCAAUCUUGGAGGUAAUUAUUAUAAUUAUUUAUAUGUCAAGAAUCUUCAAUGGCUCUCUGGUCUUCCUUUACUACAACACCUUGAUUUGAGUUCUGCAAACCUUAGCAAAGCCUCUGAUUGGCUACAGGAGAUAAACAAAUUCCCUUCCUUGUUAGAGUUGCGAUUGUCAUCUUGCGACCUUUCUGGUUUUGUCCCACCGAUACCCAGUAUUAACUUCUCAUCUCUCACUACCCUUGAUUUUUCAUACAACAGUUUUGAAAACACUUCGACUCUGUUUUGGGUCUUUGGUCUUCAUAAUCUGGUUUCUCUUGAUCUAUCUUGGAAUCUGUUUCAUGGUCCAAUCCCUGUUCAUCUCCAGAACUUGACUUCCCUUAGGCACCUCGAUCUAUUUUGGAACAAUUUCAACUCUUCAAUUCCCAAUUGGUUGUACAGUUUUAGUCAUCUUGAGUUCAUCAACCUCGGCUACAAUUAUUUCCAGGGUACAAUCUCUAGUGCCAUUGGAAACCUAACAUCUGUCAUUAGCAUAGACUUGUUAGGCAAUAAACUUGUAGGAAAGGUACCAAGAUCUUUGGGUAAUCUCUGCAACUUAAGGGAAAUUAGUUUGUCACACAACAAAUGGAGUCAAGAGAUAUCUGAAAUCUUUGAAAGUCUAUUACGAUGUGCUUCAAAUGGACUAGAGAUCUUAGAUUUGUCUAAUGCUCAACUGUCUGGGCCGUUAACUGCGGAACUUGGGCAAUUUAAAAAUUUGGUCAUUCUUUCUUUGGGGUAUAAUUCAAUUUCAGGUCCAAUUCCAUGGUCUAUAGGAAAUCUUUCGUCCUUGAGAUCCUUGGACCUUGAGAGUAAUCAAAUUAAUGGAACUUUCACUCAAAGUUUAGGACAGCUUUCAAAAUUAGAGUCUCUGAAUAUUGGUUUAAAUAUGUUGGAGGGUGUGGUUUUAGAAGUUCAUUUUGCCAAUUCAAUGAGAUUGAAAACACUUGUUGCAUCUCAGAACCAACUGACUUUAGAAGUAAGUGACAAUUGGACCCCUCCUUUUCAACUUAACCAUUUACAUUUGGGAUCAUGGAAUUUAGGGCCGAAAUUUCCUUUGUGGCUCUGUUCACAAAGGCAACUUUUGACCUUGGGCAUAUCCAACACAAGGAUUUUAGAUGCAGUUCCUCCUUCCUUUUGGAACUUGAUUUCUCAGCUCACUUAUCUAAAUAUCUCUCAUAAUCAGAUCUAUGGAGAGAUUUCACAUAUCCCAAUGAUUUUGUCCUAUGAUUCAAUAAUUGAUGUGAGUUCAAAUAACUUCACAGGUCCAUUACCUUGUAUAUCCUCUCAUGUGACCUUUCUUGAUCUUUCUAACAAUUCACUAUCCGGAUCUAUUUCUCACUUUUUGUGUUACAAGAUGAAUGAGCCCAAAAUUAUGGAGUUCCUCAAUCUUGGAAAAAAUCUUUUAUCAGGGAAAUUAAGUAAUUGUUGGAUGAUGUGGAAAAACUUGUAUGCCUUAAAUUUGGGAAAAAACAAUUUCACUGGUAGUAUUCCAACCUCCAUUGGAUCUUUGGUUCAUCUUUCGUAUUUGCACUUAGACAACAACAAAUUCUCUAGAAAAUUACCAUCCUCUUUGAAAAAUUGUAAGCAGUUGGUGACCAUUGAUGUUGCUAAGAAUGAUUUUGUUGGAAGCAUACCUUCUUGGAUAGGACAUAGACUUUCAAGCUUGGUGAUUCUUACCCUUCACUCAAAUAAUUUUCAUGGUUACAUCCCAAAAGAACUCUGUUCUCUAACUUCACUCCAAAUUUUGGACCUUUCACAUAAUAAGCUAUUUGGAAGCAUACCUAAAUGUGUCCACAAUUUUAGUGCCAUGGCCACAAGUAAUAGUUCAGAUUAUCCCUUUUCUUUAUUGCCCUGGUCAUCAGAUUAUGUUUCUGUGCCUUUUGAAAGUCAAUUGGUUGUGAUUAAGGGAAAAGAUCUUGAGUAUUCCACUACUCUUCAACUGGUAAAAAUUAUAGACCUUUCCAACAACAAUUUAUCAGGGGAGAUCCCUAAAGAAGUGAUGCAUCUCAAAGGAUUACAGUCAUUAAAUUUGUCAUUUAAUAUCUUGGCUAGAAGGAUUCCUGAGAAUAUAGGUGAUAUGGGAUCAGUGGAGUCUAUUGAUUUCUCAAGUAACCAACUUUCUGGUCAAAUUCCUCAAAGUAUGUCAAGUUUGACAUUUUUGAGUCGGUUGAAUUUGUCAAACAACAAUUUAAUUGGGAAAAUCCCUUCAAGCACUCAGCUACAAAGUCUAGAUGCAUCCAGUUUUUUUGGAAACAAACUUUGUGGACCUCCACUUAUUGAUAACUGUGCUAUAAAGGAUGUACAACCUAACACUAAAAAGAAAGAAUGCAAGGCUUUUAGUGGAGUUGAUGUGGAUUGGUUUUAUGUGAGCAUGGCACUUGGAUUUGUUGUUGGUUUUUGGGUUGUAUUGAGUCCUUUAUUGUUGUACAAGCAGUGGAGAUUUUUGUACUUUCAAUUCCUGGAUCACCUAGAGUACAAGCUUAGGGGUUUAGUGGCACAAACUUGGAAGCAUUGUAAGUAAAUGCUGUAAGAUUCUUAAUAUUUAGUGCAAAUAUCAUGUAAUCAUAUUAAUCAAUAGUUUGAUUAUUUCUUUAUCAUCUUCAAGAUGAUUAAUUCUUGUAUUUCUUGCUAAAUUCACUCCAUUAAAAUUUAUGAAUAUGAUGUUUCUUCUUGUGAACAUCAACGACAAUCCAAGUUGUAGUUUUAUUAUUCCUAUAGAUUAAUGGUGUAAAAUUACAUUUUAGUUCAUAAAAGUAAUUGAUUUAUUAAAAGUAAUAUUCAAUACCUUGCAAUGAUGCCCAUUUUUUCUUUAGAGUCUCUUAGUGAUCACUCUGUAAAGUCUCAAUAAAAAAGACAACAGAUUUUUGCAUAUCUAGGCAAACAAAAAAUUCUCUUUGUUACAAAUUGAAGGCUAUUUGGUGGAUUCCUUGCAACUAGUAUCUAAGAAGGAAGCAUAGGCUAUAGAGGAGUGCAUCUCGAAAGUCUACUUUGUCCCUGGUGAAAAAUUCAACCUUUGAUUUUCAUUGGGAAAUAGGUGAUAUGACACACAGUGUACUAGUAUGCUAUAGUUUUUUGGUUCAGAAAAUUUCUAUGUAGUUCCAUGUCUUGUGACUAAACCUCUUAGAUCACACUCAUGGAAGGCAUACAGGCCAAUCAAGGAGAAAUAUUUGAAAUCAAAGAAAAUUUGAGAGAGAGGGAUUGGAUGAGGUGAGGUUCAUGGUGGAUGUGAAUCUUAUGGGGAUUUCUAAAAUGAUCAAAGCAGCUUUUAUCACCAUGAAGAAUUGGAGGGAUUGUGGGUCAUGUCCUUCCAUGCUGGUCAGGUUGGUAUAUACAGUUGCUUGGCUUAUUCAGUGUGUAUCUUUGGGCUUCGUGGUUUGAUAGAGGCGUUGCACUAAGAGGUUUUCUUCCUUUGACCUCCAGGCAUUGAUACUCUUGAUUUAGUUGAAAGGUAUGGAAAUUGAGUUGUCUAUUUCCUUAAUUAUGCUGCAUUAUUCUUUUGAGUCUUAGUAACAUAUUGGUGACACAUAGUGUUGCAACUUGCAAGUAACAGGCUUGGUUAGGAGCAUGUGUUUAACUGUGACAAUUUUUUUUUUUUUUAGGACUCCUAGCUCUUUACUGUGAGUACUUGCAUAUGAUUUUGUAUAUCACAUGCCACAAUUGCAUUCUAGGAACUGAAGGAUUAAAAUAGCAUUUCUUAUAGCUGCAUUUUAUUUAACAUUAAUGGCAUGAUAAUUCUAACAUAGUUAGUUAAGUUUUCUCUAUGAUAGAUUAUUGCCUGCUCAUUUUAAUAAUAUUUUCUUCAAGAUGCUGAUCGCUCCUCACAUUGCUGAUUUCUUUGCUCAUCUAGACCAAAAUGCUUCAACACAAGGUAUAUCCUAUUGCAUAUUGCUUCGAAUGAAAGCUGAUUCUUUUCUCCUCAUAACUGAUUGAUAAGGUUGUCUAACCGUAUGUUUUUAUGUAAAUUUUACUUUUUUAGAAUAUUAUUGUUUACCUUUUUCUUUCACCUUCCUCUAUCUCCAGUGAAUCCUUUGGUUAACUCUAAAUAUGGAGCAAGUGAAGAUUACCCUGGUUGUACAGAUUUAACACAUACAAAAGCUAUUUGAAUCAUGUAGGCAUACUUGACUAUCUUGUUCGAUUGGCAAAGGAUGGGACUUAGUUUGCUUUACUUAAUUUUUUUUUUAAGAAUUCCUGUGCAAUAUAAUUAGGUGGAAUGGUAAUUAUAUUGGCAAAUUUGGUCUAGGGUGCUCUGGUGUGCAGAAUCAUCUUCAGCUCUUUUGCACAAGACAUUAUAGUGAUCAAGGAACUCUUGAAGCAGAAAGGAGGUGACUUUGACUAUUGAAGAGAUUUUCUAUGACGUUUUUGAAGAGCUAGAGUUAUAUUAAGACAGUUUCAAUAUAUAUCAAAACUUAAGGUAUGAAUUGGAUGAUAAAUUGUGUGGAUUUGAGGAGAUAUAAUUUGCUUACUGCUAUCUAAAAUUUUGAUUCUUAUCUGAAACUAAGGAUGCAAGAUUUGUUGGAUGAAGAUAUGCAGUUCUUAAAUAAAGAGAACCUUAUGACUGAUUUAAUUGACUUGAAUUAUUUGGUAGAGUAAAAUGAUGAACAUAUGUAAUUGGUAUUAGUUGCCAACCACCUCUAUGGUCAUCAUCAAAGGAGCUGCCUGUGUUCACUAGCAGUUAGCAGUAAAAGCAAAGUACAGAUUUCAAUCAGGCAACCUCGAUGGUUCAUCUUAUUUGUUUUUUCUUCUACAAGAUAUCUAGGGUAAAUCUUAUCCUAAUGCCUUGCUUUCGAAACCUAAAAAGCCAAAAAUGAAAAAUACAUGAAGACCAACACAAAAUAAGUUGUAAAUGAAAAUAAGGGGGGAAAAAAAAGAGAGGGACUCCCUGUCAACAAUAACUUAACAAUUAUUUUAGGUUUUUUUUUUUUUUAAUAAGAAAGACUUGUUAAUUUCAUCUUUCUCGAAUUCCUAUAUGCUAUAUGCAUGCUAGCAUAGAACCCAACAUAGAAGCAAAGUCUUUUUUAUCUAUCUUUAUUUUGAAUGCGUGAUAGAAUUUCACUGUCACAAAAGUUUAUGAAUUUUGACACUUACACCAUUUGUUCCAUUUCUGGUCAAGGUUUGCUUGUUAAGUUUUUGACUUGUCAACAAUUUUUUUUUUUUUGUUUGCGAACGAGUUAUGUGUAAAGAUCUGGAGUCUAAAUUAGUUUGUAGCAAUGAUCAAUUCGUUGGCAUAUUUGAUAAAGGCCUCUCAUUUCAAUGUUUCAUUGAUUUCAACCACAAAGGCACAAACUCAUGCUCACUGCUGUGCCCAUUCAUGUGUCAAGACAAAGUUAAUUACAAAUUUGUUGCAGUCCAUUGCUUUGAGUCAAUUACCAAUAUGUUGUUGUGAUGUUUGAUUGAGCAGUAACAAUAGUUGUUAAUGUGUUUCCACGCAUGACUCAGUGGCAAAAAGCAUUACCUUCUCUGUGUCGAUAUCAGUGUAUGUCAGCAUGUGAAUGUACUGAAUCAGAGGUGCUUCAACUCAUAGAGCUCCACUUCAUUUAAAAAAAAACCUCUAUAGAGGUCCAUUUUGUUUUUA
Molecule: messenger RNA, 6184 nt
Organism: Quercus lobata
Lineage: Eukaryota; Viridiplantae; Streptophyta; Magnoliopsida; Fagales; Fagaceae
Product: receptor-like protein EIX2
Exons: 2
Coding region: 35-3133 (1032 amino acids)
Molecular function (GO): protein binding
Source: RefSeq, a predicted model, not a curated record